Molecule: messenger RNA, 1246 nt
Organism: Phytophthora nicotianae INRA-310
Lineage: Eukaryota; Oomycota; Peronosporomycetes; Peronosporales; Peronosporaceae
Exons: 2
Coding region: 123-911 (262 amino acids)
Biological process (GO): transcription by RNA polymerase II
Cellular component (GO): nucleus
Molecular function (GO): transcription coactivator activity
Source: RefSeq, a predicted model, not a curated record
ACCCCUUCCUUUCUCUAUUUAAUAUAUAUGGAAGUCAUGAAAUAGAUCCUUCCUUGAUAUCCCUGCCUCUCAUUCGUCAGCUCUCGUGCGUGGCACAAAUAAAUUUACCACGACCAAUCGCUAUGGGUAAGAAGCAGGGAGGUGUCAACACCAAGGUGGAGGCCGCCAAGGCCAAGAAGGCCGCCGCCAAGGCCACCAAGGACGCUGCUAAGGCUGCUGCGGACGCCGCUGCUGAGUCCGCUGAGUGGUCCAAGGGAUCAGACAUGCGCGCCGAGAAGCGUCGCCAGGAGGAGGAGCGUAAGCGUGCGGAACAGGAGGCUAAGAAGGCCGAGAAGCAGAAGCUAUUGGCGCUGGAGGAGCACGCACUGGAUGAGGAUAAGCACGCAAUCCGCAAGCAGAAGAAAACGGUUAAAGAGGUGGCCAAGCCCUGGGAGGAGGCGAUCAAGCCCUCGGUCAAGAAGAACAACCGCGGCUCCAAGAAGCCCUCGGCCUUUGCGUCUCUUCAGAACAAUGGAGGUAGCAGUGGGAAGAUCACUCAGGCUGAAAUGGCGGCGCUCAGAGAGGCUGAAGAGGCCCGUACGGCUGGUAAACCUGGUAAAAAGGCUAUCAAGUUCGAGAACAACUUCCAAGCCAACAGAAACAGAAACCAGGAUGAACCCACAGAGGCGCGCAGUCUGGACGCGGCGCUGGAUCUACUAAGUGUUGGCGACAAGGAGUUGGAGAAGCACCCCGAACGCAGAGCGAAGGCCGCCUACAAGGCCUUCGAGGAAGUUAUGCUACCUCAGGUCAAGGAGGAUUACCCGGGAUUGAAGCUGUCGCAGUACAAGCAAAAACUUAGCGAGAUGUGGCGCCGUUCUCCAGACAACCCGCUGAACCAGGAGAGUUUGGCCUACAAUGCAAAGAAGCAGUAGAGAUUAAAAUCUCCUUUCCGGCAGAUUUGCCAGUGUUCAAAUCACUGUAGACUUGGCCAUUAUUGUUCAUUCAGGGCAGAUUAAGUACUCACUUUUGGUGCGUCCAGCGUCGCCAAGGCGAACGGUGCGCCACCUACCCUACCUGGCUGGAAUGUAAUCCCGUUUGUAUUGAGUGCCUUCUAAAACCUACAUAAAACGGUUUAAUGACUACGGUUUGGGUCAUUAAACGGGUCAUAAAACUUCGUGAUAAAACGAUUGGUGAGAUCAGGAAAUGGGAACCUUCAAAAACCCAUAUAAAACGAUUUUAUCAGUUUAAUCGGUAAUUUAUUCUAAUU